AUGCAGCCGAGGCGCGAGAUCCGGACGCGGCCGGAGCAUCGGGAAGGCGACGAUGCGUCGACGGCGGCGUUCGCGGCGGAGACGCCGCUGGGGAGCGCGCGGUGGAGCCCGGAGGCGGAGAUCGGGAUGCGGGUGGAGGACAUCUGGGACAGCCUCGACCAGCCGCAGCUCAGCCGGGGCGACAAGCUCAACAGCUGCUUCGACGCCAUCCCGGUCUCCUCCUUCCCCAACACCUUCGGGGCGCAGCUCGUCGACAUCCCCUCCGACGCCACCCUCGCCGAGGCCGUCGACAUCCUCUCCCGGAACCGCAUCAACGGCGCGCCCGUACGCAACAUGGACGCGCCCGACGACGCCAGCUGGAUCGACCGCUACAUCGGCAUCGUCGAGUUCGCAGGCAUCGCCGUCUGGCUGCUGCACCAGUCCGAGGCCUCCGCCGCCGCGCUCGGCGCCGACGAGCUCGCCGCCAAGCUCGGCACCGUCACCCUCGAUGGCCCUGGCGGCGGCCCCGGCAGCGCGAAGGAACACAAGACAGCCCCUUCAUCCGAAGCGGAGGGGGCGGUGGCUGAGGCGUUCGGCUCGCUGCCGUCGUCGGAGCUGUUCAGGAAGACCAAGGUCAAGGACAUCUCCGGCUCGUUCCGGUGGGCGCCGUUCCUGGCGCUGCAGAGCUCCGACACGUUCCUCACCAUGCUGCUGCUGCUGUCCAAGUACCGGAUGAAGAGCCUCCCCGUCGUGGACAUCGGCGAGGGCACCAUCAGCAACAUCAUCACCCAGGCCGCCGUCGUGCACAUGCUCUCCGAGUGCGUCGGACUCAGCUGGUUCGAGGACUGGGGCACCAAGACGCUCUCCGAGCUCGGACUCCCCAUCAUGAAGACAAGCAGGCUCGUCAAGGUUCGCGAGGACGAGUCGGCCCUCAAGGCGUUCCGGCACAUGAGGAAGCGAGGCGUCGGCGGCGUCCCGGUGGUUGACGGCGUCGACAAGCCCGUCGGCAGCAUCAUGAUCAAGGACGUCAAGCAUCUCCUCACGGCGUCAGAGUCCGACAGAGACUACAGGACACUGACGGCCAAGGAGUUCAUCGCGAACGCGAGGCAGAGCUCAGGGGAGAAGCAGAUGAGCAUCAUCACAUGCACGAAGGAGGACACGGUGAAGGACAUCAUCCUGAGGCUGGAUGCGGAGAAGAGGCAGAGGGUCUACGUCGUCAACGAGGAAGGCAACCUGGAUGGGCUCAUCACGCUCAGGGACAUCAUCGCCAAGCUCGUCUACGAGCCACCAGGGUACUUCGGGGAUUUCUUCAACGGCGUCAUUCCCAUGCCGCAGAACAGCAGGGUCUGA
Molecule: messenger RNA, 1329 nt
Organism: Lolium rigidum
Lineage: Eukaryota; Viridiplantae; Streptophyta; Magnoliopsida; Poales; Poaceae
Product: SNF1-related protein kinase regulatory subunit gamma-1-like
Exons: 3
Coding region: 1-1329 (442 amino acids)
Source: RefSeq, a predicted model, not a curated record